CCGCGGCGGUGGCGGCGGCUGCUCUUCUCCGGAUCUGUCACGGUGUCGGCGGUGGCCAGCUCACCGGCCCCCUUCCCUUCCCGCGAGCGUGGUCUCCAGAGAGGCUCUCUCAAGCGAGCUCCGCGGGGUCCACAGCGGGGCGCAGGUGUCCGGCGGCGGCGAACCUGUGGGCAGUGGGGGUUGGUCCCGUGGCUCCGGCCCCCGGUGCAGAAUGGCGACGGCGGUUCGGAUGAACAUCCAGAUGCUGCUGGAGGCGGCCGACUACCUGGAGCGGCGGGAGAGAGAAGCUGAACAUGGUUAUGCCUCCAUGUUACCAUACAAUAACAAGGACAGAGAUGCCUUAAAACGGAGGAACAAAUCCAAGAAGAACAACAGCAGUAGCAGAUCAACUCACAAUGAAAUGGAGAAGAAUAGACGGGCCCAUCUCCGCUUGUGCCUGGAGAAGCUGAAGGGGCUGGUGCCACUUGGACCUGAAUCAAGUCGACACACUACACUGAGUUUAUUAACAAAAGCCAAAUUGCACAUAAAGAAACUUGAAGAUUGUGACAGAAAAGCCAUUCACCAAAUAGACCAGCUUCAGCGAGAGCAGCGACACCUGAAGAGGCAGCUGGAGAAGCUGGGCAUCGAGAGGAUACGGAUGGACAGCAUUGGCUCCACAGUCUCCUCAGAGCGCUCAGACUCUGACAGGGAAGAAAUUGAUGUGGACGUUGAAAGCACAGACUAUCUCACGGGGGAGCUGGACUGGAGCAGCAGCAGUGUGAGUGAUUCUGAUGAGCGGGCAAGCAUGCAGAGCCUCGGCAGUGACGAGGGCUACUCCAGCUCCAGCAUCAAGAGAAUAAAGCUCCAGGACAAUCACAAGACGCGUCUUGGUCUAUAAGAGAGAGUGGUCCCUUCGCGGCCUCCCGGAUGGUUCUCCCUGUUGGAUCGGAUUAGGUAGUGUAUUGGACCCGCCCACAACUCCCUUGCACGUAAACUUCAGUGUACCACCUUCACCAAAAUCAGCUUUGUAAAAGUUCCCAAGGAAGUGCUUAGGAUUGUGGGUUUCUGAUUGCAUCCACUAGCUUCUCUUUCUCCAUAAAAAUUUGUCUCUGAGAGACUGUACAUUCCAAUCAAUUUGAAGCACCCAAGAAUUCUUAGACUGAAUAAGCAACUUUCACAUCUCAGCAAUUUCCCCUUUUAUUUCCUGUCCCCGUGUAGUCUACCAGACCUUUCUUAAUGUUUUCUGGCUUACUGUGUUAUUUGCCUAGCAGAAAUGUACAAAUGUGUCUUGUGCUUAGGAAACUGAAGGAAACAAACUUUUCAAGUUGAGAUCCUGAUCUCAGCGCUCCAAAGUAAGCUUCGAAAGCAGCAUUUGAGAGCACUUAACCAUGGACCUCACCCUGUGAGAAGUCAGGAAUACCUCCAGAAAACACCCCCACACCCCCCCCACACCCCGCGCUAAGUCCCCUGAGCCUCGCGGGGAUGGGAGCAGUAUUCUCACUUUAAGAUGGACAGCUUGACACCUUGAUAGCAUGUCUUUGGGGUUGCACAUCUUAUCAAAGUUCCAACCUUGUUUGUUCUCACAAACAAAACGGUACAAUCUCUUUUUGUGCAACGUUCUUGGGACCGCGCUGUGUACUGCUCCCCCAAGGCACACUUUCCCCUGGAAGUUUGUUAUGCUACUUGUCUCUGGAACAUUUUUUUUUCCUACCUCAGAGAUGAAUGAGAUCUCCAUUUCCCACUUAACACGAAGUGAUUAUGCCUCUCUUUUUUUUUUUUUCUCCGAAUAAGUGACAUUUGGUCCAGUUCUAAUCUAUUUUCCUAUUUAACUCUCAGCAAUAACUGAGCUUUGGCACUAGCUGAGCUAGUGUCCAUCUUCAGUGAAAGGAAAAGUCCACAUUGCUACUCUCUCUGUUGCAGGUGAACAGGAGGGGAUGGUACAAUGGUGCUGGAAUCCCUCUCCUUAGUGUUUUUGGACACACCCAGAAACUUCUUUACGGAGGCUUUUGGGUUGACAGUGGAAAAGGCUGAUUUCUUUUUGGUUAUGAUUUCUCCCUUAAGUGGUCUCCCACUGUGUAGCAUUUUUAUUUAAGCUAAAACAGAGCACAUGUAUAUAACACACAUUAAAUCUAUAAAUACUAUUUAUUCAUUUUAUAUAAACUAAUGUAAUGGAAAAUAAAUUCUUAUGACUUUGUGCUUUUUAUAGAUGUUCUAGAAACUUUGUAUGUAGGUAUCUACAAAAUUGGUUCACUCCCCUUAAUAUUUUUGCAUUCAUAUUUUUGAGGUCUUGAUGUUUUCAGCCUCCAGCGAAUCUUUUUCAUUGAAUUUGAACCAUUUGUAAAAAUCUGUGACGCUGAAACAGAGUAUGUGUCACAAAGUGAUGAGAACAUUCCUAAAAUCCACAGACGCACUGCAACCUUAAGGGCUCAGCGGCUGAACCAGUAGCGGGCGGCCACCGCGUGCUCCCCCUGGCCUGCGGUCUCUAGCACGCCACAGCCUCGCAACUCCUCCAGCGCCUCCACCUUCCACACAACCAACGUAAAGUUCUAAGGCACUCCACAUGGGAGCUCCUUCCAUGCAUGAAGAGCAGUCUAACAAAGCGAGAUUACUUUUGUGGGUUUUUUCUUUUUAAUGAUUCUUUAAUGUAUUAAAAAAGUUUCAGUUGGAAGUAGUGGAUUCCUAAAUGAUUCCAAAGUCAUCUGUAAUUCCUUCUGUUUUUGUUUUGUUCUGUUUUUUUUUUUUUCAUUUCAGCUUUGGGUAGGGGGAGGGGCAGGUGACACAAAGGAUUUUUUUUCUUGUUGGAAUCUUUUCCAAUUACCAGCUGAAGAUUUGCACUGAAAUACAACUUGUAUGCCUUUUGCAUUUUUAAAGCCUGCUUCCUGAAUUUAAGCAGAGUGAUAGUGUUCAAAGAGCCAGCUCAGCCUGUAACACGUUUGAAUAGAUAUAUCUGCACUUUGAGGUCCCUUUCGAAUGCCAUUCGCUAGACCUCACAAGCAUUUUGUGUAAUUGCUCCGUUCAAGCGCCUCACGAGUCCAUGAUGCUGGAUGCUGUACGGCAUCGAAACUCAAGACUUUGGGAAAAGCUUGUGGGCUUGCAUUGGGGGAGGGAAGGGAACAAAAUUUGUGUAUUUGUUUGUUUAAUUUAGAAAUAAGGCAUCUGAGAGAUGUCAUUAUUUUCUGUGUUUUAAUUGUUGUGCCUUUGAGUUAAACUGCAUUUUUGUCUUUUGGUUGAAAUAUGAACUGUACUGUCCCAAUAUAAAACAGUCAUUAUUUGACCUUUGCACUGUU
Messenger RNA from Equus caballus (horse), 3266 nucleotides. RefSeq names its product MAX dimerization protein 1 (gene MXD1). Gene Ontology annotation, molecular function: RNA polymerase II cis-regulatory region sequence-specific DNA binding; DNA-binding transcription factor activity, RNA polymerase II-specific; protein dimerization activity. NCBI's taxonomy places the organism in Eukaryota, Metazoa, Chordata, Mammalia, Perissodactyla, Equidae. The record is from RefSeq and is a predicted model, not a curated record. Gene Ontology annotation, biological process: negative regulation of transcription by RNA polymerase II.